AUGGACGUUCUCACCAGACCAGCUGAAGAAUUUGGUAACGAUGAAACACUUGAACACUUAUGGGCCGCUAGAGCCAUGGAGCACAGCGAUAUUUACUUUAAUGUACUCUGUUCUGUAGAUACGAGAUGGCUCCGGCUAACUCCACACGAUGACCUGAUAUAUACUCACUUUAGACAAGAUUUUCCCGAUUUAAAUAUUUCAUAUAUAAAAGAAGAAGAAAUAAAGAAUAAUGUUAAUAAAGCGAAAUGGCGCAUGUUUUGCGAAAAAUUUAAAAACAUUGUUGAAGAUUACAGUUUUGGAACUUUAUUGCGUGCAGACACUAAAGGUGAUUAUUCAGAACAAAAUACAAUACUAGUACCUAGAGUUCAGUUCUAUGCUAUAGAAAUUGCAAGAAAUCGUGAAGGAUUAAAUAAUGAAGUCAAAAAACAUUAUAAAUGUGCAUCCAAAGCUAAUAUGGAGGCUCAACGUAAUGCAAGAGAGGUUACUGCA
Messenger RNA from Brenthis ino (lesser marbled fritillary), 489 nucleotides. Lineage: Eukaryota; Metazoa; Arthropoda; Insecta; Lepidoptera; Nymphalidae. The record is from the annotation of a GenBank genome assembly.